AUGAAUUUCGAUGUUGGAGGUCCAUCAUACUUAUCAUCAUCUUCAUCUUCGGAUGAUGAUAAUUUUCUGUCCAAUAUCAUUGCAGAGAUUGAUGAAACCGAAGAAGUAAUUUGUGAGUACAUCAACAACAACAUGAUCCUCGUUAACAAUUUACGUCAACACAACUACCAACCGAUCCAUGGUGGCUCGAUUCCCGGUCAUGCAGUGAUCAACCGCGAUCGAGAAAAUGCGCAUCAGAAUUUGGUCAUAGAUUACUUUGCCGAUAAUCCACGUUUUGGAGAAGAUAUGUUUCGUCGUCGAUAUCGGAUGUCAAGAAGUUUGUUCCUUCGUAUUGUUGAUGCAGUGAAAGAUCAUGACUAUUACUUCCAACAACGAAGUGAUGGACUUGGUAGAAUGGGAUUAUCACCGUUACAGAAAGUAACAGCUGUUUUUCGCAUGUUGGCAUACGGUCUACCAGCUGAUGCUACGGACGAAUACGUUAAAAUAGGUGAGUCAACAGCAAUUGAAAGUAUGACAAAAUUUUGUCGUGCUAUGGUGGAAAUAUUCGCAGAGCGGUAUCUACGAACACCUAACGCUAACGAUAUUGCUAGGCUACUCUAUAUUGGAAAAAAACGUGGUUUUCCAGGAAUGUUAGGAAGUCUUGAUUGUAUGCAUUGGAAAUGGAAAAAUUGUCCAACAGCAUGGUCUGGGCAAUACACAGGACGUAGUGGGUCACCAACUAUUAUCCUCGAAGCUGUGGCAGAUUAUGAUCUUUGGAUAUGGCACGCAUAUUUUGGUAUGCCAGGUACCAAUAAUGAUAUCAAUGUGCUGGAGUCAUCUAAUCUUUUCUCUAACCUAGCUCAAGGUAUUGCUCCUCCCGCUCACUAUGUUAUUCAAGGAAAAGAGUAUAAUAUGGGUUAUUAUUUAGCUGAUGGUAUAUAUCCGAAAUGGGCUACUAUUGUACAAACAAUCCAACAGCCACAAGGUAGGAAGAAAAAAUAUUUUGCCAUGAAACAGGAAGCAUGUAGAAAAGAUGUAGAACGUGCGUUCGGAGUUCUCCAAUCACGAUUUGCAAUCGUGGCAGGAUCAGCACGUUUUUGGAAAAAACAUGUAUUACAUGACAUAAUGACUGCAUGCAUUAUUAUGCACAAUAUGAUAAUCGAGGAUGAACGUGAUCUUUAUGCACCAAUUCAAGAAGUGAGGGAAGCACCAACACCAGAAGUUGAUAUGGUAGCAGAUGAAACUACAAGAUUUACUCAAUUUAUUACACGUUACGGAAAAAUCAAGGAUAAAGAUGCUCAUAUUGCGCUUCGUAAUGCAUUGAUAGAUCAUCUAUGGGAGGAAUACACUAAUUCAGAUAGUUAA
This is a messenger RNA of Asparagus officinalis (garden asparagus), 1344 nucleotides long. Its product is annotated as putative nuclease HARBI1. The transcript has a single exon. Bases 1 to 1344 code for a protein of 447 amino acids. NCBI's taxonomy places the organism in Eukaryota, Viridiplantae, Streptophyta, Magnoliopsida, Asparagales, Asparagaceae. The record is from RefSeq and is a predicted model, not a curated record.